AUGGGCGCAGCGCGUGUGAAACGGCGCUUCAGUGCUGUGGUGGAUGGGCCAGUAGAGGAGGAGGAGGUCAUGAGGCUGGCACAGAGUGCGGCAGAGACGGGAGGAAGUCCAACUGGAACCCCGAGCGGACCCUCCCCGACACACGCCGUCAAUGGCUUAGUCCUGGCUAUUCCCAGCGAUGCACGGAGGCAGAGUGCCGCAGGAGAGUCAGCUGGGGGAGAAAACGGAGAGAGAACGGUGUGCUCGGACCCGAGGAGGGGAAGAGGAAGUAGUGUAGGAGGAAGAGGGGAAGGCCGGUCCGACUCAGACCGGGAUUCCCUUUCUUCCCCCUCCACCACCGGACGCUGGCGCACCAAACGUGCAGGCCGCCAGCCCCGAAAGCGCUUUGUGGGCAAGGACGGACGCUGCAACGUUACCUUUGUCAACAUGAGCGAGAGGGGCCAGCGGUACCUCAGUGACCUCUUCACCACCUGCGUGGACAUCCGUUGGCGUUGGAUGUUGGUCAUUUUCACUCUCUCCUUUCUUCUCUCCUGGUUGCUCUUCGGAUUUGCCUUCUGGCUCAUUGCCUCCGCGCACGGGGACCUCUCCGUUCGCCUCGUCCCGGUGGCCGACACCUCGGCGCCGGGAGGAGACGGCGACAGAGGCGCGGCGAUGGAGGAGCCGUGCUUCCUCCAAGUGAACAGCUUCAUGGCAGCUUUUCUCCUCUCCUUGGAGACGCAGACGUCCAUCGGUUACGGAUUCCGAAGCGUGACCGAACAAUGUCCCCUGGCGGUGGUGGCGGUCGUUUUGCAGUGCAUCGUGGGCUGCAUUAUUGACGCCUUCAUCAUCGGGGCCGUCAUGGCAAAGAUCUCCAAGCCCAAAAAACGCAACGAAACUCUAGUUUUCUCAGAAACAGCCGUGGUGGCCCUCAGGGACGGCAAACUCUGCAUGAUGUGGAGGGUUGGAAACCUGCGCAAGAGUCACCUGGUAGAGGCGCAUGUCCGAGCGCAGCUGUUAAAGUCAAGAGUGACACGAGAAGGAGAGUUCCUUCCGCUAGACAACUUGGAUAUCAACGUUGGAUUCGACACCGGCACGGACCGGAUUUUCUUGGUUUCGCCUGUCACUAUCGUCCACGAGAUCAAUGACGAGUCGCCGUUCUUCGAGAUGGACCGCAAGACUUUGGAAAGCGACACCGAAAUGGAAGUGGUGGUGAUACUGGAGGGCAUGGUGGAGGCUACCGCCAUGACCACGCAAUGCCGAAGCUCCUACCUGGCUUCGGAAAUCCAGUGGGGUUAUCGAUUUGAACCUGUGCUCUUUGAGAAGAAGGACGGCUAUGAGGUGGAUUAUUCAUUCUUCCACAGAACCUACGAAAUCCCAAACACACCGUUGUGUAGCGCUAAAGAGUUUACUGCGCUCAAGUACAUGAAGAGUUCACGCUCAUCUCUUUGCUAUGAGAACGAAGUGGCUCUGAAGCUCAUUUCUCCUGAUGAGGAACCGGACACAGAGAAUAGGAAACUAUCAGGCCACCUCCACUUCAACUGA
Molecule: messenger RNA, 1521 nt
Organism: Nerophis lumbriciformis (worm pipefish)
Lineage: Eukaryota; Metazoa; Chordata; Actinopteri; Syngnathiformes; Syngnathidae
Source: RefSeq, a predicted model, not a curated record